AUGGCACAACGACCCAUGGACGCAGACGCCAGUGAAGCUCUCCUCAAGCUCGCCUCCAAGACAGUGGACGAUCAGCUUGGCAGAGAGCAAAAGUACCCCGAGCUCAUCGACUUUUUCAACACCGACUACUCGGCAACUUAUGUGGCCCCUGCCGAUCCUCGCCAGCAGAUCCUUCGUCGCAAGCGUGCUAUCAGCCUCCCGGAUACGCUCUUUGAGCAAUACAACUUGCUCGAGUGCCGCUGCUUCAUGGGAUUGUUUCCGGAAAUCGGACGAGUCUGGAUCACCAUCGACCACCGCCUUUUCUUGUGGAACUAUGCUGACGGAGGACACUAUGAGUCGUACGAGGAGCUGGAUCAGAUUAUUGUUAACGUGGCUCUGGUUAAACCCAAGAAAGAUACCUUUGAUGACAAGGUGCAGUACCUCCUCGUGAUUGCAACUCCCAUCGAGGUUCAUCUUUUGGGUGUCUCUGUCGGCUCAGGAUCGAUCCCCCAUACUCUUUACAUCACCAACAUGAGCGUACCUACCGACAAUGUCGCCAUCAAGAGCAUCGUUGGAACAGCUGAUGGCAGGAUCUUUAUGAAUGGCAACGACGGAAGACUAUGGGAGAUUGAUUAUCAGUCAGAGGAAGGCUGGUUCAGCAAAAAGUGCUCCAAGCGGGAAGUCAUCGGAAGCCCACUCUCCUACUUCAUCCCUACAUUCUUGAGCAAGAUCAGAGUCGACCCUAUCAUCAAGGUUAUCCUGGACGAGUCCCGACAGACCAUGUAUGGUCUCACCGAGAAUUCUAACAUCGAGGUGAUUAGCCUUACGGGAGCAGUUCAGGCGCGCUCGACUGUCAAGGCAGGAUACAUUUUGCAGGAGGCCAAGCGCAAAAGCAACCACAGCAGGGCCAUGGAUGAGAACUCUUUCAAGGUCGUUGACAUUCACACCAUUCCUACGACAGAGUCCAAAGACGUUUCCCUCCUUGCGAUCACAUCUACCGGCUGCCGUCUGUACUUUGGACAGAAGGGAGCUCUCGACUACAACAGUCAACGCAACCUGGACCAGAGUUCGUCAGGACCCUAUUUAUUGCAUGUGCGCAUCCCACCAGCCUUCAACAACGCCCCCGAGGCCGUCCUUGGGCCUCAGGGCCAGUACCGGAUACAUCAGUCCCUCUACAGCAAUGGCGUCUUCCUGGCUGCACACUCUUUGCAUGAUGCUGCCGACGCCCUUAUUGCCGCGGCACCAGAAUCUGGACCUAUCAACAAAGCAUCCACGGCCAGCAAGACUAUGGGAAGCACGUAUAUUCCAAAGUUGAGCGAGAUCGCAAUGAUUGCAGGUUUGGACGGCAAGAUUUGGGGCAUGUCAGAGAUUCCAGGAGUCAAUCACGCUGGCGCGAUCGACCCUUCAAUUGCAAGGAACGAGCUCGCUGUUCAGCUUUCUCGGUCCAGCAGGGAAUAUCUUGUUCUGACCAACUCGGGUGUCCAGGUCUUUGCCAAGCGUAGACCCAUCGACACACUUCAGCAGCUUCUCCUUGACGCAAGGUCAUCCGAGGCCGACCUUCUUGUCUUCUUUUCCCAAUACGGACGCGUGGAGUCAUGCGCCAUGUGCAUCGCCAUUAUUUGCGGACACCCAGCCCUUUCGCCUGUUGUUGCUGGAGCCCAGUACAUGACUUCCCAUUCAACAUCUGGCCCUAUUGCGGCUCUGGCUGAGAGACUCUUGCUUCAGUGGGGUGGCAAGCGCAACCCAGCCGAGAAACCCGCCAACAACAUCUCAAACAACUUGGCAGGAUCUGAACUCGGUCGCCCAGUCUCUCAGAGCAGUGUUGGACAGUACACUUAUAGACAUACAGCACUGAGCCUUUACUUGGCCCGCUUACUCCGACCUAUCUGGAAGCGCAAGGUUCUCAAGGUCACCAACACCAUCCGUGGUCUUGUUGACUCUGAACUCUCGGAUCUUGUUCUCACGGCCGUGCAGAAGGACCUAUUCUCUCUUCGCGCCUUCUUGACUAGCAACAUUGAGCUCUUCACACCUCAACCUAUCGUCUCCUCCAACCCACCUGGCGAGAAGGAUCAGAUCGAGAUUGAGAACGCCAACGCAGAGACAAAGUCUUUGAAGGCUCAAUUGCUUCUUUUGACACAGUGCAUUGAGGGUAUCGCCUUUGUCCUCUUCUUGGUCGACUCCAAGAUGUCCGAGACCGUUUCUAAUAUCCCCGCUGAGUCCCAGCAAGCCUUGUUGGGAAUUACCUACGAGACGUUGUUGACUACCUCCAAGGGUCAUGACCUCUGCCGUGAGCUCGUCACCGCUGUCAUCAACAAGCAGAUGGGCCAUCACAUGAGCGUCGACGCUGUCAGUGAUACUUUGCAGCGCAUCUGCGGAUCCUUCUGCAACCCCGGUGAUGUGAUCUUUUACAAGGCAACGGAACAUUUGCGCCAGUCAAAGUCCUCUACAGACCCCGCUGAUAUUGAAGACCAUGCCAGAGAGUCAUUAAGAUUGUUCAAGAAGGUUCCAUUCCUGUUGGUGGAUGAGUCUCACGGCCCCAACAAGCUUCAGGGGGUUUGCAAGGAUUACAUGGAUCUCAAGUUUUUCCCAGGUGCCGUGGAGUUAGCAUUGUCGUGCGCUCAGGAUUUGGACCCCAGUAAUAAGGCAGCAGGAUACGUCAAAGAUGGCAUGAACUCCAAGGACAUCCGCUUGGAGCAAUACCAACAGAGGGUGAUCUGCUACGACAACACGGCAGCUGUCUUGGAGGCGCUGGGUUUGGACUCUGCUCAGGGGCCCCUUUCCAGCUUCGCCUUCCACACCUUGGAGACAGCCCUUCAGUUCGACGACUCUCUUUUCCACACAUAUCUUUACGACUGGCUUUUGUCUCAUGGACGCGCCGACUAUCUUUUGGAAAUUUCGACGCCCUUUAUCGAGGAGUACCUCAAGCAGUGCACACUCCUGGAAUCAACGCGCGAUCUCCUCUGGCGCUACUACAUCAAGGUCGAUGACUUUGGUCAUGCCGCACAGGAGCUCGGAAGAAUCGCCGACUCGACCCGUUACCAACUCAGCUUUGAGUCACGUUUGGAGUACCUCUCACUUGCUGUCAGCAACGCCAAGAGUUACCCAGCUGGAUCAGACCCCAAGACUGACAAUGGUCGUCUGUUGAUCGAAUUGGAGGAAAAGCUGGAGGUUGGAAACAUUCAACUGAACAUUAUCUUGAGUCUCAAGGCCCUGGCCGACGAAUCUCGUCUCAGGGCAAGGAUUCUGUCACUGGAUCCCACAGCCAGUCAGUUCGAGAGCCAUCGUGCCCAGCAGCUCGAAGGUCUCUACCAGAGUUGCAAGGCCCAAUUGCUCGAUAUCGACAACCUGUACCACACAUAUGUUGAGCCCCUCAAGAUGUAUGACUGCAUGCUUGCUCUUUACCAUGCCUCCGAUAUUGAUGACGAGUAUCACGUCCGCGCCGCAUGGGAGGGCUUCAUUUCCUCUGUGUUUGCUGUUGCUGAGGAGGAGGGAAGGUCACCGUUGGUCGACAUUGAGGUGCGUGUUCGGGAUUUGGGUCGCCGAUUCUACCCUUCGGCCAAGGUGACUCCUAUUUCGACGAUGGUUCAGACUUUGGAACGUUAUCCUUACUUGAAGCAGACUGCUCGCUACCCGGUGUCACCAGGCUGGGCCGUCCGUAUUCUUCACGACAUUGGAUUCCCAUACGAGGCGCUCUUUGACAGCUUCCAUUCGCUGAUCGAGACCAAGAACAACGUCUGGGUUGGUCCUCGUGCGUCGCUUGUUCUUAUCCAGGAUAUUGAGUUCUUACUUCGUGUCUGGUUGGCAGAGACCCAGGGAACUGGUAUCAUUGCCGAGUUGAACGAUGAGCUGGGCAUCUCUGAGGAUGAGUGGCAGGUCUAUGGAGGAGGCCGUGGAGGAGCAGCUUCUGUGGCUGCUACUAACGGACUGGGCUUCUCUGGAGCAGGGUUGCUGGACCGGUACCGGACAAAGAAGCUGGAUGAUGCGAUCCAAGUUUAUAUUCGUCUCUUGGAAUCUGCGUCGUGGACGCCAACCCCCAUUUCUAGUCCGCUGGAUGAGAAUUUGGGUGGAUCACAACAAGAGUUGCCGGCUAAGGCCAGGAGUCUUGUGCAGAGACUUCAGGCUAUUCGUAGUCGUAUCCAGCGGUUGUAG
Messenger RNA from Linnemannia hyalina, 4128 nucleotides. Lineage: Eukaryota; Fungi; Mortierellomycota; Mortierellomycetes; Mortierellales; Mortierellaceae. The record is from the annotation of a GenBank genome assembly.